This is a messenger RNA of Phymastichus coffea, 3270 nucleotides long. RefSeq names its product WD repeat and HMG-box DNA-binding protein 1 (gene Ctf4). The transcript has 13 exons. Bases 286 to 3099 code for a protein of 937 amino acids. Gene Ontology annotation, molecular function: protein binding; chromatin binding. The record is from RefSeq and is a predicted model, not a curated record. Gene Ontology annotation, biological process: mitotic cell cycle; DNA repair; DNA-templated DNA replication. Gene Ontology annotation, cellular component: nuclear replication fork. Lineage: Eukaryota; Metazoa; Arthropoda; Insecta; Hymenoptera; Eulophidae.
UGUAUUUUAACCAAUUGUCAGUAACAGUUACAGGCAUUUAAUUUUUUGAGUUUAAAGUUUUUUAUUUGUGAAUAAAAAAUGCCACUAUUUAUUUGCGAUACAUGAUAUGUUGCAGUAGUUAAUGCAUAGAAGUUAUGACAGAUAUUUACUGAAAUAUAACUUUGAACGUAUACAAAGAAAAAAUAAUUGUUAGUUACACUCUUGAGCUAGAAUUUUUAGUGUUACAAAAGGCAUUUUUAUUUUGUUUAGUCCUUAAAGUUCAAAUACAUUAUAAGUUGCUUAAAAAUGUCACUUGUUUUAAAACCUACACGUUAUGCCCAUCCAGAAGGACAUACUGAUGUUUGUUAUUUCACAGGAGAAAAAGGAGGACUCAUUACUUGUGGAACAGAUGGAGAUGUACGAGCCUGGGUAAAUUUAAUGGACGAUGACCCAUCAGCAAGUUGUAUUGCUGAAACUGCUACAACAGUAGUUGCAAAAAAAGAAAAAGUUUAUGCUGGGAAUGAUAAUAAUACUGUACAAAUUCUAAAUCAUCCACAACUUGACAAAGAGGGCAUUGUUACAAGAUUUGCAGCUACUGUUUGUGCAUUAGCAACUGCUAAAGAAAGUAGUUUAAUUGUUUCUGGUGGCUGUGAUAUGCGAAUUCAAGUUUCAAAUGUUGAUACAAAUGAAAACUUUGAACUGUUAGGGCAUGAAGCUCCAAUAUUGGGAUUGUCACUUGAUCCAAGAGAUGAAUUUUUGGCUUCUUCAAGUGGUGAUGGGACUAUUAGAAUAUGGAGCAUUAAAGAUAAAAAAUCAAUUUACACUUGGAAUAACAUUGUUCCAAAAGCUAAUUCAUUUUUUACUGCUAAAGCUUAUGGUACACCUUCAUUUGAGACUAAAAGUGGAAAAUAUCUUGCUUAUCCUCAUGGAAAAGAAGUUAUAAUUGUAGAAAGAGGAACAUGGAAAGAAAGUUUUAGAUUAAAAUCUACUGAUAUUAAAAAUGAUAUAAGUAUCUGUAGAUUUUCUGAGUGUGGUACAUUCUUAGCAGCAAGUACCGUGUAUGGUGAAGUAAUAGUUUGGAAUUUUGAAAGUAAAGAGCCACUUGGAUAUGUUGAACAUAAAACUAAUGCUAAAAUUACUUCAAUGGCUUGGAAUCCUGUAGAACCCAAUGAAAUAGCAUAUUGUGAUGCUCUUGGACAGUUAGGGUGCAUUGAUGUUAAUAUAGCAAAUUCUGAAUUUUUUGACAUAAAACCAGCUAAUGGGCAUGUUGUUAAGGAUGAUUUUAUGUUUGAUGAAGAUGAUGAUGAUGAUGAUGAUAACGUUAUAUCUUUGAGUAAAAUAAAAGCAUCAGUUGUUAACGACGAUCAGAAAAGUAUAUCCUCUAUUACUUCCGAAAACAAGUAUGUAGAAAAACGAGUUUUACCAGAAAUAAAUCUUCAAGAACCAUUUCAGCCUGGUUCUACUCCAGAUCAUCUUAUAUCACGUUAUAUGAUGUGGAAUGAUGUAGGAAUAAUUAUGCGUUUCAAUUCAGAAGACGACGAUGGUGAUAAUAUUGAAGUGAACUUUCAUGAUGUGACGGUACAUCAUUCUGUGCAUAUCAGUAAUUACGUAGGUCAUACAAUGGCAGCUUUAUCUGCAGAAGCUUUAGUACUUGCAGCACCUCGUAUUGACGAUAAACCAAGCAAACUAGUUGUUGUAGCUCUUCAAGUUACUGGAAACAAAGAAUGGUCAGUGGAUCUUCCUGAUGAAGAGGAAGUUCAAGCGGUCGCUGCCGGAACAACUUUUGUUGCUGUCGCUACUAAUGCGAGAACAUUAAGACUUUUUAUGCCAGGUGGAACACAGCGAGAAGUUGUGAGUUUACCAGGACCUGUCGUAGCUAUGAACGCUCUUGGAAAUAAUCUUGCAAUUGUAUAUCACUCCAGUAUAGGAGCUUUUGGGGAUCAAAUUUUAAACUUAAUGUGGAUUCGAAUUUGCGGACCGAAUUUAAAAAGUCAUACAUUACGAGUUCCACUUUCUCCUAAAUCUCAUUUGAUGUGGGUAGGAUUCUCCGAUAUUGGUUCUCCUGUAGUUUUAGAUUCGGAAGGAAUAAUAAAUAUGUACGAUAAAAAAGCUAUAUUAUGGAGAGUAGCAUGUAAUACCAAUAGACACAAAAAAGGCAAAUUUGAUCAUUACUUUAUUAUUGGUGUGAGUGAAUCGGAAGGACUUAUGCGGUGCAUAUUAUGUAAGGGUAGUCACUAUCCACAAACAACGCCACGUCCGAUUGUCACCGAAGUAACGUUAACCAUACCUCUGUGUGAUCCCGAGUCUAAAAAAUCGGAAAAUGAAGCUUUAAUAUGGCGUCCAGGAAAUAAUCCUGUUGAUGAAAGUAAAGCCAUGUUAGCUCUGAUAGCUGAAGCCAUUCUUCAAGAUGUUGAAUACCGAGUAUUAGAGAUAUGCCAGCAAAUUGCUCCUCAGAAAGUAUUAGAAUUAGCAGUAAGAUAUUGUGGUUAUCAUAAUCGACAUAUUUUAGCUACAAAAUUAGAAAAAAUUGCCUGUAGCAAAGAAUCGCAAGAAACUUCCCAACACGUUGACACACAAGAAGAUAUUUUUAACAACAUUGAAACUGUCGAAGACGAUGAACUUCUGUUGGUACCGACGAAUAAUAAAGUACCUGAUAUAAUUAUAAAGCCUCUAAUGCCUAGUCAACCAUUCGGACGACGAAGUAAUCCUUGGACUAAGAAAGGAAAUACUUCUACUUCGAAAGGGCUUUCAGGGUUAGAUAGCAUUGAAAAAGAGCCUCCUAGAGUGGUUACCCCUGUAACUAUUCAUCCAACUAGGAAAGAAACUAAAAAAGAUACUCCUAAACAAGAAUCUUUCAUCAGCUGGCUCAGUAAAAACAGAAAAAGGCUUGAAGAUGAACACCCAGCAGCAGAAAGUAAAGAACUAAUGAAACUAGCUUACAAUAUUUUUAAAGAAGAGCUUCAAAAGAAAAAUAACACGAAUAGUAAUAUAGAAAAACUUGCAGCAGCACCUGAAGUAGAGAACAAAAAAAGAAAACUAAGCGACGAUGAGUGCACUGAAGAAAAUCAGCCAAAGCGAUCAGCGUCCAGCAAGUUAGCAGUAUUUGCAAGAAGUGAAUGAUAGCGCAUAUAUUUAAAAUUGAAUGUAAUAUUUUAUUUUAUAAUCGGACGAAUUAAAUUAUUCACUAUUAUUCACUAUUAUGUUUAAAAGCUGGAUUUGAGUUAAGAGAGUAACAUUCAAUCCGAAUGAUGUACAUAUACGAUACGAAAUAGUUGUUUUUAAUAAAGUUUG